AUGGAUAUCACCUGUUCUUCUCCGUUUGUCUCUGCACCGAUUCAGGAGAUGGUCGCCGAGCCGAUCGACAUCGUACUUGAUGAGCCCACCGAUAGCUGUGCGAUGGUGGAAGAGAAAGCCAAGGAGAUCAUCGAGGCCGAGAAUGAGAGCCUUGACCAACUGAUGAUAGAGUUUACCAGAGGGUUUGAUCCUGGAAGCUUUGUCGAUGAGGACUCUGAAUCACUCCCUCGAAUUCUUAAAGAUAUCUUCCCAGGUUCCUACGAGCAUCUUUUGAGCAUGCUGUUUGAAAGCGACGACAAAAUGCACGCCACCCAGAUGAAGCUAGAGGAAUGGCUUCUGAAAAGAUACCCUCAGAUUCUCAACAAGAUCGAUACCGAACGACAGGAGACAAACAUAACCGAUGAGACGUAUUUUGGGGCUGAGAUUGAGGUCUUAAGAAAGAUGGUAGCGUUCUUACGCAAGGAAUCUGAUAAACCAGUCUUCUGGCUCAAUGCUCGGCGUGCAAGUCCUAUCAAAGCUCGUGAGCAGCUUGAAGCAUCUAUCCGGGUCAUCGAACUGUUCAAAAGCGAUGUCAUGAUUGCGAUGAAAAUGGACACGGAGGAUAGAAAAAUUUACAAUCCUCUCCCCGUCUCCACGGAACGCACCGCUCUACUGAGUAUCAAACAACUUCGGAUUGACGCAUGCAAAGCAUCACUUUCUUGGGAAGGUUAUAUGAACUCUGCUAUUGUGUUCACCUCUUUCUUCCAUGCCUACAAGGCUUAUACCUGCGUGCACAAGCCAGACAAAGCCCGUGCAUGGGGCUGGCUCCCACCACAGGGACUUGCACCUCCACGCUUGUCUGCAGAGAUAGCCCAGGUGGGUGAUUUGGUAAAAUGGGACUUUGAGCAUGAAAACAGCGCAUUCGAUCUGCUACUUAAGACGGCCCUUUGGCUAGGUAUGGCGAGAGGUCUCCCAGCGGUGCAUCUAUUCUGUGACGUCGCUCGACUUUUCACGACGCACAAGCCCUCCCCAACGGCAAACGAGCCAUAUAUCAGAUUUCUGCGUCAUCUGGCACAAACAAGAGUCUCCAUUGCCGGAAUCAAGUCCACUCCGCCCACGCCUGUUCCAUUCAAGGGGUCCGACGAAAAUACCAAUCGUGGUUACUUCGAAGACGUAUUCGAUUCAGACAAGAUCUUGGAGAAGGACCUAACCAAGACCCUUUCGUUGCUUGCCAUGAAUACCAAUGACUUCAAGCUAACUGCCACGCCUCCAAAAUACUCGUUUCGCAAGAAGGCGAAGAUGAUCGAGCAGGCUUGUGUUGUGGAAGAGAACCACACGGAGAAGUGGCCUCAGAAAGAUCCGGCAACACCCGGUGAAACCUCCUUCUCCAAUUCCCGAGGAACCUGA
Aspergillus piperis CBS 112811 is the source of this 1386-nucleotide messenger RNA. RefSeq lists its product as uncharacterized. The record is from RefSeq and is a predicted model, not a curated record. The transcript has 3 exons. NCBI's taxonomy places the organism in Eukaryota, Fungi, Ascomycota, Eurotiomycetes, Eurotiales, Aspergillaceae. Bases 1 to 1386 code for a protein of 461 amino acids.